GAGUUAACUAUAGUUCCAGGCUUCACUGUCUUUUAACGACUCUUUCUUUUCCUCCUCCGACCAAAAGCGAAAAGAAAAAAACACACGAUAUGGCGUCGCUUGGCCAAAUCACCCUCCCGCGGGCGCCGUCGUUGGAGAUUAGCCUCCUACGCCGUCGAUUUGAUCGACCCAUCAGAACCCGAAUCGGAUUCAAUGGCCGGAUCGUGAGCGAGCAGGCGCAGGUUUCGGUGAAAGCGAGCGUGAGCCAGAAGGUGAUUGAAGAGGAGGCGAGAGUCCUCGUGGGCACGUACGCGCGUGCUCCAGUGGUGCUCUCGAGUGGGAAAGGUUGUAAAUUGAUGGACGCGGAAGGGAAAGAGUAUCUGGAUUGUGCGUCUGGAAUCGCUGUGAAUGCUCUGGGCCAUGGAGAUCCUGAUUGGCUCCAAGCUGUCACCGACCAAGCUGCUGUUCUUGCCCACGUCAGCAAUGUCUAUUACACCAUUCCUCAGAUUGAAUUAGCUAAACGACUUGUGGCAAGUUCAUUCGCAGACCGUGUAUUCUUCUGUAACUCUGGAACAGAAGCCAACGAAGCAGCCAUCAAGUUUUCUAGAAAGUUCCAGAGAUUCACCCAUCCUCAAGACAAAGAUGUCGCCACAGGCUUCAUAGCCUUUACGAAUAGUUUCCACGGUAGAACCUUAGGAGCUCUCGCCUUGACGAGCAAAGAACAGUACAGAACUCCUUUCGAACCCAUCAUGCCUGGCGUCACGUUCUUGGAGUACGGUAACGUUCAAGCCGCCACUGAUCUUAUCAGCUCGGGUAAAAUAGCUGCAGUGUUUGUGGAGCCUAUCCAAGGAGAAGGCGGGGUUUACUCUGCUACAAAAGAGUUUCUCCAGUCUCUUCGCUCAGCUUGUGAUGCUUCAGGAUCUCUUCUCGUCUUUGAUGAGGUUCAGUGUGGUUUGGGGCGAACCGGUAACCUAUGGGCGUAUGAAGCAUUCGGUGUAACGCCUGACAUAAUGACAGUUGCAAAGCCUUUAGCCGGUGGGUUACCAAUUGGAGCGGUGCUUGUGACUGAAAAGGUUGCUGAGACCAUCAAGUAUGGAGAUCAUGGAAGCACGUUCGCAGGGAACCCUCUUGUGUGCAGUGCAGCCAUCGCUGUUGUUGAUAAAGUAUCCAAACCCUCUUUCUUGGCCAGUGUCUCGGGCAAAGGUUUAUACUUUAAGGAACUGUUGGUGAAGAAACUAGGAGGGAACUCGCACGUGAAGGAAGUGAGAGGAGAAGGGCUGAUCAUUGGAGUGGAGCUUGAUGUGCCAGCGAGUCCACUGGUGGAUGCUUGCCGUGAUUCAGGUCUUCUGAUCUUGACUGCAGGGAAAGGGAAUGUCGUCAGGAUUGUUCCACCGUUGAUUAUAUCGGAAGAGGAGAUCGAACGUGCCGUUGAGAUUAUGUUCCAAAAUUUAACUGCCCUUGGUUGAAGGUUGAGCUUUGAGUACAAGAACAAACAAAAUGUGUAUCGACAUUGAUGUGUCUUUUUAAAUAUCUUUACUUUUCUUGAUUAAGCUCAAGUGUUGUACUAUUACCUGCUUGAAAAAUCUACUCUUACACGGCAUUAACUUCAAAGAAAAAGCUUUCAAUGUGA
This is a messenger RNA of Brassica oleracea var. oleracea, 1609 nucleotides long. Its product is annotated as acetylornithine aminotransferase, chloroplastic/mitochondrial. Gene Ontology annotation, cellular component: chloroplast stroma. The record is from RefSeq and is a predicted model, not a curated record. Gene Ontology annotation, biological process: arginine metabolic process. The transcript has 2 exons. Gene Ontology annotation, molecular function: transaminase activity; identical protein binding; pyridoxal phosphate binding. Bases 90 to 1445 code for a protein of 451 amino acids. NCBI's taxonomy places the organism in Eukaryota, Viridiplantae, Streptophyta, Magnoliopsida, Brassicales, Brassicaceae.